This is a messenger RNA of Blepharisma stoltei, 273 nucleotides long. The record is from the annotation of a GenBank genome assembly. NCBI's taxonomy places the organism in Eukaryota, Ciliophora, Heterotrichea, Heterotrichida, Blepharismidae.
AUGACCCCAAAUAGCUGCAAAAAUUAUUUCCCUGAUAUAUUCCGAUUUUCUACUUCACAAAGCUUAAAUAUCUGAAUUUCUCUUAAGUGCCAGAUCUAUUUAAAUCAAUUAUUUGAUAUUUUUGUUGUGUUUCUUUUUCUCAUAGAGUUUGACUAUGCAAAGCUCAAUUUAAACGUAAAUUUAAUAUUAAAUUAUAUUUAUUUAUUGAUUUGAAUAUGAUUGCAAAAUUCAAGGAACCGAUUUGUUUUAUUUCAAACAAAACUUUAUAUCUAA